AACCCAUUGAACUGACAUAAAUUAUAUGUAGCAUUAAACAAGUUAUUUAAAUAUUAACUCUCAAACUUUGUGUAAAGAAAAUUUUUCCUAUGGAUUUGUGAGAAUUUUAACACCUUUUUUCAAUAAUAAAUCAUAUUUUGUUAUCUAAAUUAGGUGAGAAGACAGGAAAAAGAAACGGAAGAGAACUGCUCUCUCUAGGGAGAGAAGAAGAAUUGCAAUGUGAAUCACUGCAAAAUGAAAGCUAAACAAAAACGUAUGGGCCAAACAAACGGGCAUUCAUUUGUUGUUUGCGCCCAUUUUAUGCAACUCUGUUGCGAAUGAUUAACACUGAGCGAGAAUGCCAAGCUGAGCUUUGCGUGUGAGAGUGAGAGAACUGAGUAUUUGGAAAUUAAUCACAAAAAUAAAAACAAUGUGAAAAAACUGGUAUCUCUGCCUGUUGAAACAUGCAGUUAGGCAGGCAGACCAACGACAACCUUUCAAUGCCUGGCUCAGUUGCCAAUUGUUGUUGAAGUUGAAAAGACGUUAAAAUAAAUCGUUGUUUAUUAACAAAAGAAACGCUGUAUGAAUAAUAAAAAAAAAAAACAAACAAAAUCGCGGAAUAAAAAAAAACAACAGCAACAAAUAAAUUAUAACACACAAGUCUAUGCUGGGGCUGUGUUUACUUUUAACAGCGAUAAACAAAUUAAUAAAAAAAAAAACAGAAAAAUAAAUACAUUUCAAUAAAUUAUUUCUGCGAAUUGGCCACAAAACCGAAAAACAAAUAAAGAAGCACAACAAAAUCACAAGAAAAAAGGUUAAUAUUUGUCAAUUUUAUGCCCAGUGUUAUUUGGAAAUAACUGAAAUAAAUGUGACAAUUUAAAAGGAAAAAAAAAUAUUUAAAAAAAAUAAGAAAAGAAAAAAUAUUGGAAAUAACUGAAAUAAAUGUGACAAUUUAAAAAGAAACAAAUAUUGAAAAUAAUAAGGAAAUCUAAAAGAACCUGAUAAAAAAAGUUAACAAAAAUUACCACAACAUGAAAAUAAACCUUGUCAAUCCAUUGGAUAAUCCAUCCAAAUAAAAACCCCUCAACCAUGGAACAUAAUCAAAAUUGUUCCGAAUUCAAGGAGAAUCUACCCCAAACUGAGGACAAAGAAAUUUCAAAGAGAAGUGUUAGAAACGUAGAGCAGCAGCCUUUGCGUGUUAAGCCACAGAAAUAUUCCAAGAGUAUGGAGAGCAAUGCCAUACCUUCAACACCUGAUUCCAGUCCGGCCACAGUAACAACAACCACAACCAUCACCACAAACAGUACAACAACAUCAUUGCGCAAAAAACGUCUGCAGCGGCAAAAAUCCACUGUCUACAGUGGUGAUGAGACAGAAUAUGCCGCCGAUUUGGAGGAGGAAGAGGACGAUGAAGAAGAUGAAGGCUACAGUCCGGCGGCCAGUGAUAGAGAUCUCAGUCUACCCAUUGCUUCGAAUAUAACCAAUCAGAAAAAGAAACAGGUUCGCUUCCGCAGCAAACAACAGAGUGAGAGUUCCCUGCAGAUCAAGGGCAUCUUGACAGGCACACAGCAUCACAAUCCCUUGGACAAGACCCCCUCUUCCUCGUCGUUGACUUCAUCCCUAAAUUCUUCAUCGGGCACUGCCAAUUCCAGUGUCAUUAUCGGUCACGAGAGACGCCUGAGAUCGGAUGGCUCAUUUGAUUCCAUACCCGAAUUGCCACACAGUUUUACCCCCAAUGCGACCACCACCCCUAAUCACUUUCAGUUUCACCGCAACAUCUUGAAACGGGACAAUUCAAUACAUUCCGAUUCGAGUCGUUACUCCAGUGUUGAUAGUCUGCUGGAGGCGCGAAAACCUGAUCCCGAGGCAAUACUUAUUAAUUUGGGUUUUGGUCCAGUUAAUCCGGAUGAUAUUCUAUCGCGGAUACCCAAGAGAUUUCUGAAGCCCUCACAGGUGCGAGGUAUAGACACCGAGGCAUUUAUUAAGCGUAUACAAUUGGCCCAUACCUUGGCCGACCACAGUGUGCUGGGUUAUCGGGGUCUAACCGGGAAUCCUGAUGCUCCACCCUCGCAUAUUGUGGCGAAAAUUAUGGAACGUUUUGAGGUGAAUGAGAGGAAGAAGUCGCUGACAUCAAUGGAAUUGAAAUUGCGUUAGAGAGGCAGAAUAUGAUUGGGGAAAGAGAUCCCCCAAAGAGAGCCUCAAGUGCCAACUCAGUGCAUUUAAAACCAUUGAGAGAGAGAGAGAGAGAGAGAGAGGAGAAAAAAUGUCAAUCUAAUUGGCUUUUUCAAGGAGUAGAUUGAAAUAUCGAAAGUCGGAGAGUGUUUUUUUCUCACUCUCGGAAGUCUGCAGGAUAUUCCUGUGUUAUUUUGUGAUCUAGUUUUUCUUUUGCUUUAUUCCAAUAUUAACUUAUAACUACUUAACCUUAAUUCAUAGCUGUCUAGGUCUAGUCUAGAUCCUAAGUCUGAUUAUUAAGUCAAAUAAUAUGCCUUAUAUUUUCUAAGAGAUCCACACAAAUUGCCAGUCAAUUUCUUGUACUUAAGCUCUAAGCUUUGAAACAAAAACAACAACUUGUUACUUAAUUUUUUAACCUAGCUGUGUAAGAAAUGUUUUUAAUAAAAAAAAUAAUAAUUUUAAUAUAAA
Molecule: messenger RNA, 2619 nt
Organism: Musca domestica (house fly)
Lineage: Eukaryota; Metazoa; Arthropoda; Insecta; Diptera; Muscidae
Gene: olf186-M
Product: protein ITPRID2
Exons: 2
Coding region: 1069-2133 (354 amino acids)
Molecular function (GO): signaling receptor binding
Source: RefSeq, a predicted model, not a curated record